AUGUCCAUGAAAGGAUACUUUUCAGCUCAUCAUGAUAGAAGAAACAAUGUUUCGGGGAAUGGCUCAAUGUUUAAAUUAACCCUAGCAGUUGCAUCAAUAGUGUUGAUAAUAUGUUCAGGGUUUAUUUCAGCACAACAUCAAAACAACAAACAAUUAGCCAAAUGCCACAGACAAUUAGCAAAGAAUAUAAUAUUUGAUAGGGUGGUUUCGUUAUAUAGGAAUGAGAACAACUCUGACAAGAUAACAGAAUUGUUAGAGCUUCAAAUUGCGAGUGUAAAUAAGGAAUGCUUUGGAAUACCAUUAAUGUUUAACCCUAGUGACCUCAAAGCAUACAAGGUCAGAUUUAGUACUGAAGUUGAAGAAUUGAAAAAGAGAGAAACACUGGAGAAUGCAAUCAAAGAAUUAGAAGCAGUGCCUCACUGCUCCGAUAUAAUUGUUGAAAUGAUAAUAGCAAAACAAGUUGUUUCAUUCGUCGAGAAUAGACUCCAAACGAAGGAUUCAAAAGUGAGAAAUAGUCUUAAGGAAACUCUGGACAAAUGUGGACAAUUAUCGGUCGAUAUAUUUAAAAAAUUGGAUAGUGGUCUUAAUAAGGAAUCCAAAUUGGAAUUGACUGAACUCUUUGAAGUUCAAACAAUACAUUCCUCACUCGUUACAGUGGAGCAACCAAGAGCAGGUCAAGUUGCACUGGCUCAAAUGUUUUCCGCUCAAACUCCAGUAGUUUUGAGUUUGACAUCGGCUGUUUCCAUACUCUUACUUGCAAUUUGCUCCAUCCUGUUGUGCCUAUCUAAGAGAUCUUUAAAAAACCUGAGAGGAGAAAUAGACCACCUCAUUGAAGAUAAGAAGGAAACUGUUAAAAAGUUUGAGGAGAAGGAAGUAAAACUGUUGGAUGACAUUAAAAAUUUAUCAAACUCUCUCGAUGAGAAGGAGAAACAAGUUUCUGAUGUUAGAGCAGGCUUGGAAAAAACACUUGAGGCAGAACGAAUCAAAAUUUCAGAUCUUGAACAUGAAAUUUCCAACUCUAAGGAAGGUUCAACAGAGGAAAAGAAGAAAUUACUCUCUCAAUUGAAAGAAAAAGAAGGCAUUGUCAUGCAACUUGAGGAGGCUCUUGAGCAAGUUCUGAAUUUGAGACAGGAAAUAGAAGAAGAAAAAUUGGCUUUGCAAAAAAAAUCAGAAUUGCUCGACAACAGUCUCAAAAUUACAGCUGAGGAGUUGGAAGAAAUGAAUGAGCAAUAUGAUAGAGUGAGUAAUGAACUUUCAAAGAAAAUGUUCGAUAUUGAUCUCUUGCAGCAGAAGAAUAUAGGAUUACAAAAGUCAUUAGUGGAAGGUCAAGACGAAUGUAAAAAGGUAAAAAGUGUACUCGACACCAUUUCUGAUAAGGUUCUUGCUCUCAACAAGGAAAAGGAGAGUAUUGAGGAAGAUCUCAGAUAUCUCCAAAUGGAAAAGCAAGCUUGGCAAGAGGAGAAGAUGAAACUAACAACUCAAGUCGAAUUGUUGCAAAACAGAAGCUCAUUUGGUGAGGGGUCAAUUGUCAAGGAGAGGUAUAGACUCGUUUCUCUCAUGCAACAAAUUGAAAAGGCCAUAUUUCUCCUCGAAAAGUCUCUCCUAGUAACUUUGGGUGGGAUCUAUUUCGAGAGAGACUCUGAAGUUCUCACCAAAAUUCUAGAACUGAAAACAUUUGUUAAAGAGGUCAUUCAGAGAGCAGAGAGGAGCGCCAAUAAGCAUAAUCAAGCUAAUGAUGUCACUCUCCCAAGUUUUGAUGCUCAAUCGCCCAGAAGAUCAAUGAAUAAUUCUUUGGAUGAGAGUUUUGAUAAAAUCUCCCCAAUUAGAUCACCAACUACACCUAGGAAAACAGUUAACUCACCAAGAAUAAAAUAA
Molecule: messenger RNA, 1875 nt
Organism: Naegleria gruberi
Lineage: Eukaryota; Heterolobosea; Eutetramitea; Acrasida; Naegleriidae
Exons: 1
Coding region: 1-1875 (624 amino acids)
Source: RefSeq, a predicted model, not a curated record